Molecule: messenger RNA, 2780 nt
Organism: Bradysia coprophila
Lineage: Eukaryota; Metazoa; Arthropoda; Insecta; Diptera; Sciaridae
Product: plexin domain containing lethal (1) G0289
Source: RefSeq, a predicted model, not a curated record
AUCUAGACCAGAAGGGGCAACAGAUCAGAAGAAACAAAAUCGUGUGUCAUAUUCGUAAGUUCGGUGGAAAAUGUGCCUAGUAGCCGAGUUUUCAUAAUUAUGAUACGGUCAGCUAUAUGUGAUUGUCUACAUUAACCAAAGCUGAUUGCAUUUGAUGACAAAUAAGUGAUUUUGUAUGCGAUCCCGCGAAAGUCGACACCGCUGAUUCGUUUUUUUUUCUCCUUUUGCUAUACUUCUGUGAUUAUAUAGACACAUACAAUAACAACAAUAAAAUCUUUUGUGCCAAAGCCCUAAGCUCCAAGAAAACUACUACGGUAUAGGAUUCAACAGUGUAUUUAAAAUGGCGAAAGUGUGUAGUGUUAUUGUCGGAUUGUGUUGCCUAUUUUCGUGUUUAAUCCUAGUUUGUAAUUCAUCUGACACAAAAAGUAUAGGCUACGAUACAUAUCAUGUGGUAUCAAAUUUAGAAUCACUAGAACCAUACUCGGUUCUGAUUCGAAGAAAGCGGCAAACACCCACUUCGAUCGAAAAUGCUAGCCCACAAAAGUCCGCUGACUUGUCGAAAAGCAAUGAAAGUCAAUCGACUACAGCGUCAAACAGUACAGAUUCAACGUCGCAGAAUCCAAAAACUGACUUAUCCAAUGCAUCGGUGUCAACGACAAAAUCAACAUUACAACUGGAUCAGCAGCGGUUGUUGGGCGUAAAUGGAACCGGUCAACGGAAAACUGGUAUGAAAUUCACGGUAUCGGAUCCCAUAUCCAGCGAUUCGAAUUCAACGAAUGUUUUGAAGCCAAUUAAACUGAGUCCCGUCGAUGGAGUUGAACAGGACGACGAUGAUGACGAAUCGAUUAUCGAUGACAUUGAUGUUUCUAAUGAGGAAACAGAAAAGCUGGCCAAGGAACAUAACAUUACUGAAUUUAAAGAGGAAUACUUUGUGUUCUACAACAGCACAAAAGUUGUAGAUCCAGAGCGUGUGAGUGGCUACUGGGACUCGGUAAAAAAUCUUACCGUCAACGCUAUGCUGUCAAAAUCACAUCGUCGGGCUAUAACGGUCCAACUGAAAUUCGAUUUUCCAUUCUACGGUCAUCCGGUGCGUAAUGUAACAGUCGCUACUGGCGGUUUCCUUUAUACCGGCGAAUAUGUUCAUUCAUGGUUGGCUGCCACGCAAUAUAUUGCACCGCUAAUGGCCAAUUUUGAUACGAGCAUAUCAAACAGCUCUUUUGUUCGAUUUGAUGACAAUGGCACGGCCUUCACAGUACUUUGGGAAAAUGUAUCGCUUCAGGAUAAGCACGAUGUUGGACAGUUUACGUUCAGUGUGACGCUGCAUGAAAGCGGUGAUAUUGUCUUCGCUUAUUACUCGCUUCCCAUGAUGAUUCAUUCCAUUCAGGACGACAAACAUCCGGUCAAAAUUGGCCUUUCCGAUGCUUACAUCAUUGACAAGACAAUUUUCUUCGCUCGCCGCAAAACCAUCUACGAAUAUCACAGGGUCAAUUUUGAUGGCGACGACAUCUCCAACAACACAAUCAUCACAUUAACAGCAAAUCCGACAUGCCACAAUCUGACCGAUUGCGAGAAAUGUGUGAACUUUGAUUCACAUUCGACAUUCAAGUGCAACUGGUGUCCGGCUCUAAACAAAUGUUCAACCGGGACAGAUCGAAAGCGCCAAGAAUGGUUACACAAAGGUUGCGAUCGUACACAAAUUACUGAUGCUGCCAGUUGUCCGGCACUCGGUGCACAGGGCAAUAAUUAUGGUGCCGUACAGGAUGUUAAAGAUGUUACGGGAUCGGGCGAACGAUAUUUGACUGGUGAAACGCCGGUUCCGAAUGUACGUGAUACGAAGGACAAUGAUGUGCACAUCAGCAACGCCGAACCGUUGGCAGAUGAAAGCGCUGGCGUCAGUAUGGCUUUGGGAUUAUUUGUGCCGAUAAUAUUAGUGAUGACUUUGGUGUUGUGGGUAUUUUAUGCAUAUCGGAAUCCGCAUACCAAAAGCGGACAACUGCUCAUUCAGUAUCGACCCAGUCAGUGGUCAUGGAGACGAGGAGAAGCACGAUACACAGCUGCAACAAUUCACAUGUAAACUAAAUAAUUUUUUUCUGUUUGUAAUUUAUUUUCUAUAUAUACCGCGCAAUCAAUAAACAAAGAAAUGUAAAUAAGAGUCAAAUUCUUGUUACACAUUUUGCUCAAAAUGAUAACCGAUAAAAUUCCGAAUGAAGAUGAAUUUUUGUGACAAAUUUUUAAUUUGAAUAAUUUCCAUUUACAGUCAAAAUCCUUUCCGUUUAUAAAUUAAUUCUUCUUUUAAAUGUAACAACAAUUUUACGUUAACUUCCGUAUCCACGAAUUGGUGUUAUUAGCAAUUCAAUCAAUGUAAAAAAUAAUAAAUAAACGAAAGAAAAAAAAGAAUCAUUAUUUAAGGUCCAGCACAUUUUGUGUCGAUUUAGUGAGUGAAAAUAUCAGAGAAAGGAGAGUGCAUCACUUAAAAAGUCGACCGACGAGAGAGAGAAAAAAAAAUAUUUAAAAAAAAGCUAAAAAAAAUAAGAUGAUAAGAUCUGUGCAGCUGUGAAUAUAUUUAGAUUUUUACAGAGUUAAGCAUAUAAAUAAUAUUUUAUUACAGAGAAGAAUAAACAAAAAAUCAAAAAAAGAUAAAAAAAAAUGAAAAUGAGAAAUGAACUUAGGAUUAUACAUCUAUACUACGCAACCAUCACAAUGUAAACGAAUCAUAACAGAGGAUUUUUGGUGAAUGGACAUACUCUUUAACGAAAGAUUGUUAACAUAAGAUUAUCGAC